Messenger RNA from Monoraphidium neglectum, 741 nucleotides. RefSeq lists its product as hypothetical. Bases 1 to 741 code for a protein of 246 amino acids. The transcript has 6 exons. NCBI's taxonomy places the organism in Eukaryota, Viridiplantae, Chlorophyta, Chlorophyceae, Sphaeropleales, Selenastraceae. The record is from RefSeq and is a predicted model, not a curated record.
AUGGGGCGCCUGCGCAAGCAGGGGCCGCAGGCGGUCCUUAAGACGGCACCCGCCUACAGCUUUGGCAACAUACCAACACCUCCGCUCACAGGUGACACGGGGCCAGGGCCUGGCGCGUACUUCACGCGCAAGAUCGUGGAGCGCCCUGGCGGCUGGAGCGUCGUCUCCACCGGCACCAACGCCCCGGCAACCACCAUCCGCGUGCGCCCCAUGGACGCACGCGCGGCCGCUGCCACGCCGGGCCCGGGGGACUAUGAGCCGCGCGACGAGCUGCUGCGCCGCAGCAGCCCCCAGUUCACCAUAAGGGGCGUAGACCCCAAGGCACGCCACUACACCCCCGAGCGCAGCGACAAGCUGCAGCACCCCGCAGCGCCGGCAGUAGCAAUCACGCACAAGCACCCGCCGCCAGAGAGCUACGAGAAGAGGCCAGCGCCUGGGGAGUACAGCGGCGCGCCGGGGUACCGCUCAAAGAGCCCACUGCUAGUGACCCUCAAGUUCCGCCGCCCCCCGCCCGCCAGCCAGCGCCCCGAGAGCGGCCACGCGGUGCCGGGCCCCGGGCAGUACCCCCUCCGCUGCAGCCUGGGGGGGCCGGCCUACAGCAUGGGGCGGCGGCUGCGGCGGCAGGGCGGCGGGGGCAGCGGCGGCGGCGCGCGUGGCGCAGACGGCGCGCCGGGGCCUGGCGACUACGAGAUCUGGGACACCACUAUUGGCCUCGCGGGGCGGCUUGCCAAGAGCCAAUGA